This is a messenger RNA of Culex pipiens pallens (northern house mosquito), 3655 nucleotides long. Its product is annotated as suppressor of hairless protein-like. Lineage: Eukaryota; Metazoa; Arthropoda; Insecta; Diptera; Culicidae. Bases 1158 to 2822 code for a protein of 554 amino acids. Gene Ontology annotation, cellular component: nucleus. The transcript is spliced from 5 exons. Gene Ontology annotation, biological process: regulation of transcription by RNA polymerase II. Gene Ontology annotation, molecular function: DNA-binding transcription activator activity, RNA polymerase II-specific; RNA polymerase II cis-regulatory region sequence-specific DNA binding. The record is from RefSeq and is a predicted model, not a curated record.
CGCGUACGGAUUUUUGCGGGUGUCUCUCUCACAAACCAACCAACUACCGACAAGGAGUACAACACAAAAAAAACUGUUUUCUUCUCAAUGAAGUGAAAAAUACAAGCGAAAACAAUUUUUAGACAAAAAGAAAUUGCGGUUUGGUGAGAGGAUAUUUAAAUUAUGUGGAUUAAACCAUAAGCGAAAAGUGGUCACCUUAAUUCCGAAAAAGAAACAUUAGUGUCGACGUUGUUCCCCCGGCGGUGGUUUAAGGGAAGGAUACAAACCAUCUUCCCAGGAGUGAGGUUAUGUUGCAGUGUUUUUUGCUGUUUAUUUUUUUUUUCCUGUUACUUUUGACACUUGAACGCUGCUGCUGCGCGUUGUGUGACAGUUCACCGUGACCUUUGCCACCGAGCUUUUUUGACAAACAACUUCGGCCGAAGGGACCAGAGCAUCGAUUUUCAUUGUCGUCGUUCUCUGCGCAACAGAACUGGCUGCCUCGGCUGCUGGUGCCGCCGCUGGACCAUUCCAUCUCCGUCCAGGAUAGAUAUUUUUUCCUUAUUUUUCGGGGUUUUUUUUGCGUUUUUAUUUGCGGAAAGAAAAUUGUGCUCAAGAUUGGUGAAUUGGGUUUUGUGAAUGAAGUUAGGAAGUUUAGCCGGACUUGUCCUGUAGUGUUGAGUGAGGAUGGUGUCGCAGCAGUGGUCCGAAAAUUCGGCUGCUGCAGGCCAGAGGCCAUGAUCCGAGCCUAGUGAGUGAGUGACGGUGAGGGACGGUUCCCCCGGGGGAAAGUAUCACAGUGAAGAGCGCGAGGAAAAAUGAACCGAAUGUCUCAAAUGGUGAUGAAGAUGAUGGCUCGAGAAAUGGUGUGAUGCUGGAGAAAUUCCAAUGAAAUAGUUUCACACCGCGCCAGGCAGGCAGGCAGGCAGUGCGAGCUUUCAGUCCCCACACACAGAGAUUCCCACGGAUUUGCCACAGGCCAGAGUGAGACAGUGAGUGAGUGAGUGAGUGAAAGAAGAGUGUAAAGGCAGACCUCGGUCGCAAAGUCACAAGGAGUGUGCUCUGAGAGGAGGUAGUGGCCUUGAUUUGCCCCACCUGGCCCCUCUCUCCCCCACCCCACCCAGCAAAAUUCAGGAUCACCACCAACAAGAAGAAUAAAACUAGUUCAGACACAAACCAGCAUGCCACAUCAGUACGGAAUACCGGGCUACGGCCAGACGCCGCCGAGUCCGCCCACGCAUCCCCACGGUGGGGCCCUCAUUCCGCGACUCUCGGCCGCGGUCUCCGCCAGCCAGCAGCAGCAACAGCAACAGCAGCAGCAACAGUCACCGUCCGCGAUGCUGGGCCCCAACUCCGUAACGCCGAUCUACCGGGGGCCGAUCGAGGAGCGACGGUUGACGCGCGAGGCCAUGGAGAAGUACCUGCGGGAUCGCAACAACAUGAUCAUCGUGAUACUGCACGCGAAGGUCGCCCAAAAGUCGUACGGCAACGAGAAGCGCUUCUUCUGCCCACCACCCUGCAUCUACCUGUUUGGCGAGGGCUGGCGGAUGCGCAAGGAGCAGAUGCUGCGCCGCGGCGAAAGCGAACAGUCCACCCAACUAUGUGCCUUCAUCGGGAUCGGCAGCUCCGACCAGGACAUGCAACCGCUGGAUCUGAACAACUCGAAGCAGUACUGCGCGGCCAAGACGCUGUUCAUCAGCGACUCGGACAAGCGGAAACACUUUAUGCUGUCGGUGAAGAUGUUCUACGGGAGUGGGCACGACAUCGGGGUGUUUCAGUCGAAGCGGAUCAAGGUGAUCUCGAAACCGUCGAAGAAGAAGCAAUCGCUGAAGAAUGCGGACCUGUGCAUUGCGAGCGGGACGAAGGUGGCGCUGUUCAACCGGUUACGGUCGCAGACGGUUUCGACGAGGUAUCUGCACGUGGAGGACGGCCACUUUCACGCGAGUUCGACGCAGUGGGGCGCGUUCACGAUACACCUGCUGGACGACAACGAGAGCGAGUCGGAGGAGUUUCAGGUUCGCGACGGGUAUGUGCACUACGGAGCCACGGUGAAGCUGGUCUGCUCCGUGACGGGGAUGGCCUUGCCCCGGUUGGUGAUCCGGAAGGUGGACAAAGCGAUGGCAUUGCUCGAGGCGGACGAUCCGGUGUCACAGCUGCACAAGUGUGCCUUCUACAUGAAGGACACCGAGCGGAUGUAUCUCUGUCUGUCGCAGGAGAAGAUCAUUCAGUUCCAGGCCACGCCCUGUCCAAAGGAACCCAACAAGGAGAUGAUCAACGACGGCGCCUGCUGGACCAUCAUUUCCACCGACAAGGCCGAGUACCAGUUUUACGAGGGGAUGGGACCGGUCCGGACGCCGGUCACGCCAGUGCCAAUAGUCAAUUCGUUGCACCUAAACGGGGGCGCCGAUGUGGCCAUGCUGGAGAUUACGGGUGACAACUUUACGCCGUCGUUGCAGGCGUGGUUCGGCGACGUCGAGGCCGAAACCAUGUACCGGUGCGCGGAAUCGCUGCUCUGCGUCGUGCCGGACAUUUCGCAGUUCCGCGGCGAGUGGUCAUGGGUCCGCCAGCCAACGCAAGUGCCUAUCUCGCUGGUGCGCAACGACGGCAUCAUCUACGCGACGGGGCUGACCUUUACGUACACCCCGGAACCGGGUCCGCGGCAGCCGUGCAACGCCGCCGAGGACGUGCUGCGGCGGGCAAACAGCAAUAGCAACACCAACAACAACAACGGUGGCAACGGAAACGGCAACAACAACAACGGCACGGGCGGUUCCACCGGGGGUGGUUCGUUGCCGCCGAUCUCGGACGUGGCCUGGAGCUCACACGGCGGGGCCGGAAUUCCGUAAGAUAAGUGCGUUGGGCGGGGGGUGUUUCUGUGUUUUUGUUCUACUUUUUAUUUUUUUAGUUUUUUUUUUCGCGAGGAUGUGGAUAUUUAUUACCUACCUAUACAUAUUUGCUAAUUUAUACAUAUACAGUAUUUUUACAAACAAAAAACAAGAAAAAAAACGAGAACAAAAACGAUACACGUGAGGGCAAGUAAUCUCAAGAAAUUCCUAGAAAUGAGUAAAGAUUUAAACAAGUAAAAAACACACACGCUAAGCCAAUGAAUUGUGCGUGUUUGUGAAAAAAGAAUGUCCGGGAAAUAAAACGAAAACAAACAUUCGAGUAUAUUUUUCCUAAGAUUUAUUUUCUCGCUCUCCUAUUUGCAGCAGAGAAGAAAGUUGUAGACUAUCAUUUCCUAAAACUCUAUUUUUAAGGAAAGUCGUAUUUUGACAGAUUUUUGUAAGAGAAUUACUAUUUUUAAGGCAGAGAAGAGAGAUUACGUGAUCAUCGAUCACACAAACACACAGACAUACAGACAGACAUUGAGAUGAACAUAAGAAAAAAAUGGUGAUAUAUGCAGGUUUUAAAGAAUAAAAAAACAAAGUAUUUAAAAUUUAAAAACUGUGGAAUCAAAGUGACUCUAUUAUUUUCCCGCGAAGGCAAAAUCUGACAACGAAAUCGUUCUUAAGAGGAGAUCUAGCAGCUAAAGCUAAGAAAAAAGCAAGAAAAAGACACUUUUACCGAACCGUAUUCUUUUUAAGAGAGAAACUGAAAGACAGAGAAUGAAAGAGCUAAGAACACGCGUAUCUGAGCAUUUUAAACUGGGAAUAAAAUUGCCAAAGAAGUAGAAAAAAAA